Messenger RNA from Zymoseptoria tritici IPO323, 1603 nucleotides. Its product is annotated as secreted small proline-rich-protein. The coding region runs from base 397 to 1329 and encodes 310 amino acids. The record is from RefSeq and is a predicted model, not a curated record. NCBI's taxonomy places the organism in Eukaryota, Fungi, Ascomycota, Dothideomycetes, Mycosphaerellales, Mycosphaerellaceae. The transcript has 5 exons.
GUUGGAUGGAUCUCUAAGCGUCCUCUCCGAUGCCAAACCCCAUCUCACUGCGAGUGCGACUAUGCGACAGAGCCGCCCUCGGACUGAUCUGCAGGCCCAUGCUCAAUCCAAUCUCACAGCGAUGGCCAUUAGCAGAACUCUGAAUGUCUGCUAAGAGUCGUGCAAUCUCGCCUAGUCCCGUCGUCACAUGAAUCGCAACAGCGAUAUAAACACCUUCUGCUCCUUCCCUUGCUGUUCUUCUCUCCUCAUCCAACAACUCCAUCAACUUCCCACAGCAGCUUCUUUGACUCCGGUCGUCCUUUCGUUAAUCAACGCUCAAUCUUGCCACUCUUUUUCAAGAACUUUUUACGCCAACCUCUUUUUUUUUCAAUCAGAAAACCAAUCCACACCAUCAAAAUGCAGUACCAACUCGUCGCCGCUGCCCUCGUGGCCUCCGCUGUCGCCAGCCCGGCAUACGCCCCAGCCUACGCUGCUCCUCCAAGCUACGAGGUGUCUUCUUCCUCGUCCACCGAGGAGGCUAAGCCUACCCACCCAGCGACUUCUUCCGUUGAGCACCCGCCGGUUUACUACACCUCUGCUGCGUCCACCACCGAGGCUCAGACUUACGUGACCAAGACUGCCGAGUCUAGCAAGUCCGUGGAGACUCACCCAGUUGUGUACUAUUCCUCUUCCGAGGAGGCUUCGACCAUCGUUGUCGUUCAGCCUACCAAGAGCGAGGCAAUGCCAGUCCCACACCCAUCUUCCACCGAAGAGGCCAAGACUGUCUACGUCUGCCCAUCCGCCAGCCAGGGCCAAUCUAAGCCAGCCCCAUCUGCUCCCGCUCCAGGCAUGCCCGCUGCGCCCCCAGCGGCUCCUCAGGCCCCCGCUCCUCAGGCCCCCGCUCCUCAGGCCCCCGCUCCUCAGGCCCCAGCUCCUCAGGCUCCCGGCAGCCCAAUGCCCGCUGCCCCUGCUCCCGCUUCGCCCAUCCAACAGAUCAACGAUGGCCAGAUUCAGAACCCAGCCGGCCCAGCCAACAACGGCCCAGCUGCCCCAGCUCCGGCCAGCCCAGCUCCUAACUCGCCCAUCCAGCAGAUCAACGACGGCCAAAUCCAGAACCCAGCCAACGGUGCUGGUGCAUCUCCAUCCGGACCUGCAUCUUACCCAGCUCCCGGCGCUGCUUCCAACGGCACUGCUAGCCCGAUCCCAUACAAGUCUGGCAACAACGGCGCUGCUGGCAACGGCACCAAGUCCCCUGUCUCGCCUCCUCAGGCAUACACCGGCGCCGCCUCUUCCCUCUCGGCCGCCGGCCUCAUCGCCGGUCUCGGAGCCAUGGCCGCUUUCUUCCUUUAAGCGGUUUCGCCUGAGCGACAUGUCUGGUCAUCCCUGAUCAGCAUCAGCCAAACACACAGUACGGCUAUGACCUUGCAUUCGGGCCGGCGCACGAUAUCCAGUUUCGGCGCCAACUUGGAGGACAGGGUCCUGGCUUGGGGACAAUAAUGAACAUGGUCGGGGUUGCGGCGAAGCCGACAGAUGAUCUUGAUGUACUCUUUCCUCGCUCUACUGUUACUACAGAGCUCUCUUAAUACAAAACGAAUGUGGAUUUUCUGAUACUUGAUUUCUGUGC